CAGUAUAAGAUAUACCUGUAAUGGAGUCUAAGUUUUUUUGGGGGGAUGAAAACAAUAUUCGUAAUUUAGGAAAUUUAAGAUAAAAAUUUAAACUAGUUUCAUGGUUUUUUAGGGUUAGUAGCCAGCUUGUUUUCUUCUACUUUAAUAAUGAAAACAUUAGUUUAAUAAUGAAAAUAAAAAGAGUGACGUAUUUGCGUUUUACCUUGAUUAUUUGUUUUGUAGGAAUUGCUGCAUGCGGGACAAUAGAAGUUCCAGAGUGCAAUCCACCAGAUUACCCGGCAGGUGGAGGCUAUGGUCCCAGACAAGAUUAUUACAUGACUGGGGAUAUCAUCCAUUACUACUGUGAUAGUCACAGUCACAUAGGGGGUAACUUCUAUCGAAGAUGCGAAGAUAACGGAGACUGGAUUGGAGACACUCCUGUGUGUGAUUUUCCAAUGGACAUGCCUUUGGUAAACCAAACGAGUACUGCAGAACCAAAAGAAGAAAAUGAUGCCCUCUUUGCAAGCGAUGGCGAUAGAGCUACGUGCUCAUCUACAGCUGCUGGUCAUGGCGAAUAUUGGAUGGGGACUUUUAAGGAACCUGGAGAAUUGAUUCGAAUCAUGGCUUUCAUCCCGAGAGGAGAAGUUGCCUAUGAUGUUAUUCUUGUUAAGAGCGAUGGACAAGAACUAAGUUGUGGGCAAAGAAGGGACAAAAAUGCUCGUUUAGAAUGGUCUUAUCAUAAUUGCCCAGGUCCAAAUAACAGAGAUGCUGUAGGCGUGAAAAUAAAGUCCCUGUCUUCCAAUCCUCUUAAAAUAUGCGAAAUUACAGCCCACGUUCUUACAUCACCAACCUGUGUUGAUCCUCAUUUACACAUACUGGAUGGUCGGAUUGAGUUGACUCGCAAGAGAGCCGUAUUAGUUUGCAACGCAGGCUUCACACGAAGUCGUGAAAAUAAAGUGGAAUGUGUGAGAGAUGGUGUUUGGAAAAGGAAACGCCUCAUCUGUUUAGAAGAAGGAUGGGAUGGUGGAUUAAGACAGCAAAAUACAUUCGACAACGAAAUAUAAUUGUAGGAGCUGCCAUAAAUAUUUCAAUAUUGUCUAAAUAAUGAUAAUAAACAGAUUUACAAGUGUA
Molecule: messenger RNA, 1110 nt
Organism: Parasteatoda tepidariorum (common house spider)
Lineage: Eukaryota; Metazoa; Arthropoda; Arachnida; Araneae; Theridiidae
Source: RefSeq, a predicted model, not a curated record